Pseudocercospora fijiensis CIRAD86 is the source of this 3046-nucleotide messenger RNA. RefSeq lists its product as uncharacterized. Gene Ontology annotation, cellular component: endoplasmic reticulum membrane. Gene Ontology annotation, molecular function: dolichol kinase activity. Gene Ontology annotation, biological process: dolichyl monophosphate biosynthetic process. Lineage: Eukaryota; Fungi; Ascomycota; Dothideomycetes; Mycosphaerellales; Mycosphaerellaceae. The coding region runs from base 27 to 2843 and encodes 938 amino acids. The transcript has a single exon. The record is from RefSeq and is a predicted model, not a curated record.
UGUAGUGUUGCGGCCGGCGCCUCAGGAUGAACGGACUGAAGCCUCCAGAGCCAGCUCCCAAGGCAUUCGACGAUGAAGAUGGAGUUGUGGUAAGCACAAUAGAGGCCGAAAGCCUGCGAGAAUUCUCAAGGACGCCUCGGCCGUAUCGACAGCGAGGCGACACUAUAUCUCAGGAGCCAAAAUAUGCCGGAUCUGACGGCACCACGGCGAGGGACAAUUCAAACACCAUUGGAACAGAGAAUGCACAAUCAGAGUGGCAAGAGUGGCAGCGAGAUAGCGGACAGGUGUCCAUAUCUGGCAGCGAAAGUGGAACCGAAGCCGAUGAUGAGAGACCAAGCUUCGUAAAGGCACUGCCAUCGAGCACUGUCCGGCCCAGGAAAGGUCUGAAGACUGGAGAGCAAGACGAAGAUGCUUUGCUCACGCCGAGCCAGUUGGACGAUCGCGAAAGAGAGCUUCGAGGCUACUUCUCUGAGCUAGCUAGCGAAAAGCCCACGAGUGAUGCGCAAAAGGAGAAAGACGAUCGCGAAAAGUUGCAAAGACGACGCUGGGCAGAGUUUGUGAGAAGAGUCUCGGAAGUCGUACUUAUGGGUGUGAUAAUGGUUGCUGUGCUGAGCGGCAAGGGCGUCGGGAGAAUGGCAUGGAUAUGGCGGCGAGAGUUGCUGAGCCAUGUGCUCACCAUCAUGGCACUCGUUCUGUCAUAUCCUGUCAAACUGUCGGUGGUGGACACGGCAGCAACACACACAAGCCUGUGGCAGCGCUUCCGAGUGCCAGCAUCAUUCGACCCAGCUACAGUCUUGUAUCCGCCGCUCCUGCCUGUUCUGGUCGCUCUGUCAGUGGCUCCUUCCAAUCCCGCUGUCAUCCUGCCCAACAUUAUUCUUGGACUUGCCUCCUUGCCGCAAAGACUGUUUCCGCGCUCGAGCCGUUUCGGAGGCUACAAUCCCGUGCACUGGAUGCUGACUAUCAUACCACUCAUUGUUUCAGAAAAUACGGAAUGGCCUGACAAGAAGAGUCCGCCGCUUCCUUACUCUCUCAAGACUCCAAAUGGCCUUUCGCCAGAAACGCUGGUCUCGCUCUAUCCGCUGCAUCAUGCGCUCAUACAGCCGUUGUCGUACCUGACCUCUACCAGCCUGCUGAUCUCAGAAUUGCAUCUUCUGUCGGCAGCACUGAUCAACCUCCUUCUCCUCGUCUCGUCGCCGCAAGCGGUCAUACUCAAGUCAUGUCUAUGGAUAGGCGGUAUUCCUCUAUUCGUCUUGUGCAGGCCUGUCUUGCAUUGGAACGUCACUUUGGCUAGGAUACCAAAGUGGAAGCUCCGACGACCAGGUCACACAGCAGAGGAGCGCAAGUCAUUGGUGGAUGCCGUGUCAGAUCUCAUUCACUUACAGCGAGCCGCUGGGGCUUUCAGCGCCCACAAAAGUGAUAGCGACGCAGACGAAGACAUGCCAAGCAAGCCAAUCAAGCGACAGACAAAUGGUAGACCUACUCGAAAUGCUUCUCAGCUGGUUAUCCCUACGUUCAAGACCAAUCUGUUCAAGACAGCGUCUAAUGCGGAAUUUUCUCAGCACACUUGUGCCUCGGAAAAGAUCGAUGUAGUCCCACGGCCACGGCCAAGACGAAAUACCGUACCUGAACGAGGGUCACCUACGACCAACGACGCCAGCACAAGACAAGUCAGUGGAAGUCGCAGAAGAAUCAAAUCAUCUAACCUGCUAUGGUGCCUGCAGCUCACACCGGACCAAGCAUGGAGGCGGAAAUGGCUCUAUGCUGGGAUUGUGUAUUUGUCUAUCGUCUCAAUCAUCUUUGUGCUCGUCAGGUGGUAUGUCUCGGCCAGAGCAUUGUUCCACCUCGAGCCUGUUGGCUGGGCGGUUGGCUACCUCUUUGGACAGCUACCAUGGCUACAUUCGACAAUCAUUGACCUGAAACUGGACUUCUGGGUACCCUUGCCGGAACUACCUGACCUCAAUAUCGCCAAAUUCUCGCUCGCCGUGCCAGUUUACCUCGACGACCUUCGAGCCACAACGAUUGGGUCCGCCAAUUUUCGGCUAUUCCUCAUCGCGUACUGGGUGCUGGUCCUCCUCCUAGGCCUGCUCACGGUCUUCUCGCUCACAGCAUUCGUGGAAGUCGACACCCGCCGGAAAGUCUUCCAUGGUGUUAUGGUUGCCAUGUUCGUACCAACAGCGUUCGUUGAUCCUUGCUUCUGCGCUCUGGCCCUCGCACUAGUUUUGGCAAUCUUCCUCAUCCUCGAAGUCAUCCGCGCAGGCCAAGUGCCACCCAUCGGGAAUGCAAUCGGACGGUUCGUGGCACCCUAUGUCGACGGCAGAGAUCUUCGCGGUCCGGUCGUUGUCAGCCACAUAUUCCUCCUUAUCGGCUGCGCAGUACCGCUAUGGUUCAGCUUGGCUUCCAUUCCACGAGCCGGCGAUCUUCCGUGGCGGGAAUGGGAGCUUGCGGACAACAAACGAGAAGUCGCUAUGGUUUCCGGCGUCAUUUGCGUUGGUAUGGGUGAUGCAGCAGCUUCUCUCAUUGGCAGAAGAUACGGUCGCAGAAAGUGGAUCUGGGUUGGAGGAAAGUCGCUUGAAGGCUCUGCUGCUUUUGUCGUGGCCGUCACCAUAGGUCUCAUGGCUGCCCGGGCAUGGCAGUUCUUUGGAGGCUGGAAUGACGCGAACCAAACUUCUUAUUUCGGGGAGGCGAACUGGACUCAUUUCAUUUUGGACUGGAUGUGGGCUUUCAUCAAAGCUGUCUUUUGCGCUUGCGGAGCGAGCUUCAUGGAAGCCGUUUUGACAGGUGCCAAUGACAAUGUUGUUGUGCCCGUGGCGUUAUGGUUGCUUGUCAAAGGUGUAAGACUCUGACGUGGGCGCGGAAAACGGAACAUUGUGUUGUCUAGCGAGGAGUUUGGGGGAAUUGUGACGAUGCGUGGAGGACGUUUGUCUACCGAUGACUAUCUACUGUGUCCGUGACAGGACAGACUUCUCGAUCAAUCGACAGAAUUUCUAUUGCGUCAGAUCAUUGAUCGAGAGCUCCACCACAGCCACGAGCGCGACGUUUCAAAAGC